Messenger RNA from Alosa sapidissima (American shad), 8347 nucleotides. RefSeq lists its product as uncharacterized. Gene Ontology annotation, molecular function: ABC-type protein transporter activity; ATP binding. NCBI's taxonomy places the organism in Eukaryota, Metazoa, Chordata, Actinopteri, Clupeiformes, Clupeidae. Gene Ontology annotation, cellular component: membrane. Gene Ontology annotation, biological process: protein import; protein targeting. The record is from RefSeq and is a predicted model, not a curated record. Bases 179 to 7225 code for a protein of 2348 amino acids. The transcript is spliced from 11 exons.
AGGCAGCGUGAUCACAAUUACUACCACAUCUUCUGUCUUUUAAAAAUUUCCCAAUUAAAUGAUGUGAAGGAUUUGAAGUGAAAGCAGAUUUAACUUCAUCGUUACGCUACUCCAUUUAAUUGGGAACGCGUCUGAGCACGCAUGGGAUAGAGAGAGUGUUUCAGGAACCACACAAACCAUGGGAGCCACGGUGUCAGUGAAAAACCACACACCUUACACCUGGUCCUUCAGUGCAUCAUCACAGGGUCAUCAGACUCUACACAGCGGAGGGAGCACACGAUAUGAUGAGAAGAAGUUAAUCCAUCGCUACAUCUACUUUAGUUAUGGCAACCAUUCUAACUGUAUCAGUUAUGAAUUUAAUACACAUAAAGGAAACCCAACAAUUACCUUAAGAGAAAGUCAUGACCGCUCAAGGAUUGAGCUACACUGUGACACAGAAAACAGUUAUGGUUCCAUUUGGUGUCCAAACUAUGGAAAAAUGGAAGACGACGAGAGGCAGCGGCAACAGGAACGUCAUAGACAAGAACUACAGCGCCAGCAAGAGGAGAGGCGAAGACAGGAGGAGCAGAGGAGGCUUGAACAGGAGGAGUUGAGGAGGCAGGAGCGACUGGAACGUGAGCGACGGAUCCAGACACAGAUCGACCGAGAGAAUGAAGUCUGCAGGCAGAAGCUGUCCACCGCAAAAGAAAAGCUAAGUCAGAAGCAGGCCUUCAAGGGCCAGGAGCGACACCACCAGCACACUCAUGUCCUGCAUCAGCUGGUGGAAGAUGAUGCAGCAGCAAUUGAAAGGAAUGAGCCUAGUGACAUAGAGGAAAAAUUCAGAGACCUUCUGUCAAAAUACAGCAUUGAGGAAAAUGAAACACUUCAACAUGGUGGAGAUAUUGAGGACAGGAUGAAAACAUUACAAAAUGAGCUGACAAUUCAAUACUGCAAAGAGAGCAAACUCUCCAUCUGGUUUCAGUUCACUCUUGACCAAGCUGUUGACUAUGAAGGCCUGUCUCUGACAGACAAGUUCAGUCUUCUUGAAGCAGUAGUUCAUUUAACUUUAGAAGGCAAUUUACAGUCAGUCGUUGAAGACAUAACAGAAGCUGGGUAUGAUGCGCAGAAUAACUUCAUUCUAAAUUUACUUCAGCUGCUCUAUGUCACAAAUCCAACACUGGCAAGGCAUCUGUUAUUAAACUUGAUGGAGUCAAUUACAAAGCUAUCUCCACCAUGCAAGGAUAUUCUGAGCCAAAUGGUCUUCAACAACAUGUGGACUCCGGUUGAAAUCAUGCUCUUCAUUCAGAGUGUUUCAGACAAGGACCAAAAUAAAAUACCAUCAAUCCUACAUACAGUUCAAACUUACAGACUUGAUUGCCUUUCUGCUCUUGCUGCAUUAGACAAAGAUGACCCAGUGAGAUAUCUUGAAAUAUGUGGGAUGGAUGAACCCAAAGAUGCUGAAACCAUUUUGAAUGAAAUGCGUGAGUCUAACUAUCCUGAAAGUAUCCUUUUGGUCUUAGAGGAUGUGUUGAAUUACAUGGAGAGGGAGCUGCCCAAGUAUGCAUUGGUAGAUCUUAGCGAAGAGCAAAUUCAAGAAGGGAAACAAAGGAUAAAGUCACUUGACUUUGAAAAUCCAGACAUGAAUAUUCUCAAACAAGCUCUGCUAGAAAUGGCCCUUGCCGUACAGGACUGUACAACAACUACUGGGCCAAAUGGGGAGAAAAUAGAGGGCUAUUUCCCCAGACUAACUCAGCUUGCAUCAUUACUCAUGCUUCUCCUGACAAAGUAUGGGACAAAGGGUGAAGAUGAACAGAAUGGUCGUCUGCUUGAAAUUGGAACUGGAGAGGGAAAGUCCUGCAUCUUGGCAAUGUUUGCUACAAUUCAGGCCAUCCGAGAGGUAAAGGUCGACAUUGUGACGAGUUCCCCUGUGCUUGCCAUUCGUGACCAAGAAGAGUGGGAGAAACUUUAUUCCAAGUUUGGUGUGACGACAUCAGUUGUUCCUCCAAGGGGCCCUGUGGAAAAACAUGAAAAAUUGGUUGAAGAUGCAUAUAGCAAACAAAUAGUUUUCGGCACUGUUGGCACUUUUGCGGCAGACAUUUUAAAGCAGGAGUUUGAGAGGAAAACUACACGUGGUACCAGGGACUUUGACAUGGUUAUAGUGGAUGAGGUAGACUACAUGACCUUAGACAAUGGCGUCCAAGUGACAUUUUUGUCUCACGAAGCCAGUGGGAUGAGGCAUGUAGAACAAGUUCUCGCUAACAUUUGGGCAAUGACAUCCGCUUGCCGGCCAAUUGAAAUGCUGGAAACCGGUGAAAUCCAGUGGACAACAAAGAUCCAACACUUUCACAAGGCAGCUUUUUCAGCUGUGGCUGGUUCAGGUUACUUCUCAUCCUAUGACAUAUUGCUACCAGGUGCAAAUUUAGGAUUUUUCUCACAAGAUGACAUUGAUCAGUUAAAGCAGGCAGAGGAGAAAGCCAACGAUGAAAAACAAAAUGAGAUUCAGAACAGUGAGUGGAAGGCAAUUGAGAUAUUCAUGAAAAAAAUUGGAACUGAACAACAACAUGACCUGUUGCUUAUUCUUGAGUCAGCAACUGAGAUCCCGAUAGAGUGCUACUCACUAUCAAACAACAAAGCUAAACUAUUUGGUGACCAAAAGACAGAUGAGGUCAAUGUCAAAAUGCUCUUGUUAGAGAAUGGUUGUGCAUGUCAAAUCAUGUCUGAGAAAGAUGUGAUUGAUGCAACAGUUUUACAAAUAAAGAAAACAAUUAGGUAUUCAAGUGGAUGUGAUGCAAAUUCCCUGAAGAAAAAUUCUAAAAUUGAAGAAAAUGAGUUUAUGAUAAUCCCAUUAUUCCUGGAAAAAUAUAUUGAUAAUAUGCUUCCAGUUUUUGUUGAAAAUGCUUUGAAGGCUGUUGGAAUGUCACAAGGAAGAGAAUACAUGAUUGAUAAGGGCUCAGCAGCUGAACAACAUGGUGUCAGUGAUACUGAUCCUCAAUAUCAUGUGAUAAUUCCUGUGGAUUUCAAAGCCAGUGGAGUUCUGGAGAAGAACAAGCGAUGGGGUGAUGGCUUACAGCAGUUUUUGGAGAUGAAACAUCAACUUGCUAUUUCACAGAUGUCAAAUGUGACCAAUUACAUGUCAAAUUUCCAUUACUUCAAAAGAUAUAUGAAUGGGAAAGGCAUAUUUGGUGUUUCUGGAACAUUAGGUGGACAGGCAGAUCAAGAUUUUCUGGCUAAGCAUUACAAAGCAAGAAGCUAUGCAAUACCAGCUCAUCGUCACAGUAAAAUUGUUGAGCUGCCAGUAAUUCAAGUAAGUAGAGGCAACAACCCAUGGAUCCAGAGAAUUUGUGAAACUGCCAGAAAAGUUGCAGAACGAGGUCAAGUUGUCUUGGUGAUUUGUGAAGAUGUCAAGACAGCCAAUGAGCUGGAAACAAACAUGAAAACCCAAAGCAUAGAUUCAAGAAAGAUCACCAUGUACACAAUGAGUGGCAGUCACAACAUAGAAAAAAGGAAAUUUGAUGGUGGAAACAUAAUCAUUGCCACCAAUCUUGGAGGAAGGGGAACAGACAUUAAGGUUGACCAUGAAGUCAACAGAUGUGGGGGUCUCUUUGUGCUCCUUACUCACUUUCCUUCAAACCGUCGUGUUGAGAAGCAGGUCUUUGGACGAACAGCCCGAAAAGGAAACCCAGGCAUGGUUCAGAUGAUGCUCUGUCAUGACCAUCUUGCUCCAGCAUAUCAAGGCCAGUCUACCGAAGUCAUGAGGCAUCUAAGAGAGGAAUAUGAAGUCAGACGUAUAGCUGACAUGGAGAAAGAUGAACUUCUGGAAAUUGAAAUGAAGGAAAAACUGUUUUCCACAUUUUGUAAAUUUCUAAGCGAUUUUGACAGGAACUACACAGAGCAAGAAAAAAAAGAACCUUCCAAACAGCUCCAUAAAAAGUUUGAUUAUCAGCCUGCUCUCAAUGCUCUCAAAGAAUCCUGGGCCAUGUGGCUGACACUUCAUGAAGAGCAUAUCAACAGGCACGAUGACAUAAUGACACUGACAAAUUCUCUCAUCCUUCAACUGGAGAAAACUCGUGAUAUGCUCUUAGAAGGUAAAAGUAAUAACUUUUACGAUCAUAUAAAACAGGCAAUAAUUAGAACUGACCUUCACUGCAAGAACAGAAAUAAAUCUGACCACGGGGCAUUGUCUUGUUGGGAAAACAUUGUCAGUUGUCAUGAGAUGUACAGUGCUGUUGCUUUGUACAAUCAAGCAUUCAUCACCAUUAACCUUCGAAAGCAAGACUACAAAUCCAAGGCAAAGCAUCUUUUGAAGAGAGCACAGCAUCUGGUGGAUGUGUAUCUUUCAGAAUCCUCAAAUACAAUGGUUUCCUGCAACUUGUCAGUGACGAGUGACUUUGAACCCCAUCACAAAGGCGACACUAACCUCCAGAUGCAAAUGGAAGUCAGGAUGAACAUUUUUAAAUCUUGGAAGGGAUUUAUUGAAAGGGCAAUAAACAAACUAGAGGAGCUUGAGAAAGUUAAGAAUGAUGCCGUGACAGAUGAAUCUUCUGUCUACAAUCUAUCAAAUCAGAAAGACUAUAUCACCACAAAUGAACUUGAAGCCCUUUACGACUAUGGCCUUGGGAUUGUGUUUGAAGUGAAGAAAAAACCACGGUUCUGCAUCGACGCACUCAUCUGCGCCUUACUUGGUGUGCUGCAGGUGGUUGCUGGCGUUCUUGUGUGUGCCCUUUCAUUUGGUUCGGCCUCUCAGUUUGGACUUGGUCUGAUAUCUGAUGGAGUCUCAGACAUGAUAAGUGGUAUCAAGGGAAUGAUAGAUGGCAGUUUCAGUUGGGCAGAAUGGGCAAUCUCCAAAGCUAUCAGCAUUGGGAUGUCUUUGCUAUCUGCUGGCUUCAGUGUCAUCAAGAAAGUUUGCUCUGCGGCUAAAAGCAUAUUUGACGGCACUAAAACCUUUGCCAAUGUGGCAGAUGAUGUCAUUAAAUCAGGGAGCCGCAUAUUUAAGUCUGUACAGGGAACAGCACAGAAAGCAGUUUCAGGGACCUUCCGUGAAACCAUGAAAAAGAUGUCUUCAACAACCCUGACACAGAAUUUGAAACAUGCAUCGAAAUAUGCAAUUCAAGAGAUAGGCAAACAGGCUCUGACAGCUGGUUUAAACUAUGCUGUUGAUAAAGGGGUCCAAACUAUUUUUCGGUUGUGUUUAGAAGGGGCUUUCAAACAGAUAGUAUCCUCUGCAAUUAAAUCUAACAGUACCUUGGAUCAGGUUCUUACAAAGGUAGUUUGUUCUGGAGUUCCAAAGGCAACACUACAAAAGGAGACUCCAGACUUUAGGAUUGAUACGAAAAUUGAAGAGGAAAUAAAAGGAUUAGUGAAGUCAGCCUCAAACACUGAAGAACUGGUCUCAGGCUACACCACUGUGCAUGAAGUCAUUGACAAACUGUCUACGGUCUCAGAAAAAGCAGCUGGUAUUAUGAACCAGAAAGGUAUCAUGAAAGGCAUCAUAGAAGGCAUCCAAAUGGCAACAGAAAUAGCUGAAUACACCACUACAUUUGUGGAAAUAUUGCAGGCAGUACCCACAAGUGCAAUCAUCGAUAGAAAAUUUGUUCCCACAUUUUCAGAAUCAAUGAAAGAUAUUGAAUCAUAUGAUAAUGACGGCCGACACAAUCUGCCAGACGCCAUACGUCUCAAAAAAGAGCUGCUCGGCAUCAUUGCACAAAGGGUCUCUGAGGAAUUCAUUGAUGCUUUUACUCAGCAUGUGACCUCGAUCUCCACAAAAGAAUUUAAAAAACACCUUAACUCCACUACUGGAAAAGCUGUCAGCAAUGUCCUUGGCCGGUACAAAACUCAAAGUUUCUUUGAUGAUCAGAGCCAUAAGCACAAUAUGAAAGCAGCUGCCAGCAGGAAAACUAAGCCACUGUCCGAGCCGGAGAGGAUGGAACUUCAAGACAUUGUGGAGAACAUUAGCAAUGAACAGCGCCCAGCUACAGCUCUUGACCUCUAUGUCCUCACCAAGAGUGACUUACUGAAAGGAAAGGGCAUCAGAUUUACUGUGGUUGAUAAAAAAGGGAAAAAGCUUUCAGAGGAGCAUUAUCCAGGAACUGACAGUAAAGGUGGAGAAAUAAAACUCCGGCUCACAAAAACACCUUUGAAUACCAAGAAAAAGAGUGUAUUCUUAAGGUUUAAGGAAAGGAUCCAGGGAAAAAGUCAUCCAUACAAGGGCCAUUUUGAUAUAGUGGAAUCUGAUGGUUCAAUUACUCCAGUUAUGUCAAAAAAUCAGAACUGUCUGUAUCAUGCCAUCAUACAAGCAACAGAAAAUACACAAGGGGAUGACCUCAACGAAAAGGCUGUGAAGCUACGCAGUGAUGUUCAAAAGGAUGUGCAGGGAAAUUUGGAGAAGUACCGUAAUGUUGUGAAGCUUCAAAAGGGAUAUGAGGCAUCAUAUACAAAUUCUGGAAAAUAUGCCAUAAAGGGAGGACAAAGGGGUAAGAGGAAAAUAUUAGACAAGCAAGCGACCAACGAACUCACACAAAUGAACAGUGAAUUCGAAAUAAUGAAAAAAAAAGCAUUGGCAAAGACUUACAGACUGGGUUCUGUUGGGAAAUACAACUGGUUGAAAAACCAACGGAACAUGCACAAGACCAAUAAUGAUGGUGCAGACAACAACAAACCAAUCUACACCAGCGUUGUAAAUGCUGACCACAUACCACCAAUUGACACCAUUAAAAAAGCAUUUGAGGAAGUGAAAAAAGACCCUGAGAAGGAAAAAGAACUAAGCAGAAAGAACCCCAAGCUUUAUAAGAUGAUUGAGGAUGUAGUGGAACACCCCUACGGAAACAGCCUGUUGGUCAUGGAGGUUCUUACAGUACAUCACAUACAAGCUUUGACCACAGGAAACAGCCAUAAGUCUCACAGAUGCAGGGAGCUGAUAUCUAAGACCCUUGUCAGUGGGGAUGUGGAGAAAAUGAUGAAGCAGUCACUCAUUUUGGCUCAUCCUGUAACAUCACAGAGUCUCAGAGAUGAUGCAGGCCUCUCAAGACCACCACAAAGAGCUAAUGAUAAUAUUCUGUGUGAGGAUGACACCAAACUUUACUAUAAAAUGGGCAACAAAAAUAUAGUGAAACGGUACUGCCAGGAUGGGAUUAUUGACCAGAAUCAGCGGGACAGACUGCUGUCGUGGGUGCAGGAAGACAGCCACCUGGAUCGCAACACCCCGGAGUACAAAGAAUGUCUUGACGCUCUAAAGGAGUUUAACAUAUGACGAACUUUGCAGAAAUCUAUUCAUAAUUCAAUUAACUACAAUGUUAAUGGUCUAGUAAAGAGUAAAGCUUUUACGAUCCCUAUGUAACCACACUUUUUAGAUUUUAAUUGUAUGUAUUUUACAAUGACACCAUGCUCCACAUAUACAAAUAGGUGUGGGAUUGCAAAUUGAUAUCCGGAAUUGUUUGAUUGCAAAAUGAUUUAUGGAACUGCUUGAUUGCUUAACUGGCAACAUUUUAUUGCUAAUGAUAUUUUGCCUCGAAACCUAUCACAGUUCAAUUUAUGUUACUAUUAUAACGCUUUUCGUGUUUGGUGUUUUGUUGUUUUGGACGGAAGCAUAUUAUAUUGCAUUCAGGAAAAAAAUGGUCGUUUUUCUGAAUUAACAAGUUUGUUAUCUCAUUAAAAAAAUAACUGUUUUUUUCUGAAUUAAUGAGAAACUCAUGCAUUAAUCGUGACAAACGCAUUUGAUAGAUCUCACACAACCUCACCAACCAUGCCUUAAAUCACAUUAACUAGGCUCAAAAUACUCAUUCUAGGACUCCUAACAAGAUGGAGGAAUGGUAAAUAGCAAUAUAAAUAAGAUAAACAUAAUUUUAGUCCCCAAAUAAAAUGUACACUCGUUAUCAUCCUAGAUUGUUCUUGGCCCAGAGUUUUCCUGUUUCAGUUUUCCUCAACAUUUCUUCUCAAUCUUUUCUUCUCUCUCGUUAUUUCUCAUAAGGGGCCUUUAGGAGAAACAGGUGAGCUCUCAAUAAGAGCCGAUUUAUUUCUUGUGAGACAAAGAAAAGAUCCCUCAGAGACAAGACAUUUUACUCUGGGCAAGUAUAUUAGUAUUGGCUGUCGGCCUCCACCCGUGUCACUCAGACCGGCUUUUCUGAAUUAACGAUAACGAUUAUUAAAGAUAAUUACAUUUCUAAUUAGAAAACAAGCUCUGUGAAUGCAAUAUGCUUCUGUGGUGUUGCACCUUUUCUAACACAUUUUUACUUCCUUUACUUAGAUUAAGCAAGUAUGGCUAACAUGUUUGACUACGUUUUGACAAUGACUGUAGAAAAAGUGCUGUUGAAUGAAAUAUCCCAUUUUCAUUUUGUACCUUUACAGACUUAAUAAUAAAAAAUAAACAAUAUCA